AUGUGGAUGAGUGUGAACGGGAGGAUAAUGCAGGUUGUGUGCACGAUUGUGUCAACAUCCCUGGCAAUUACCGAUGCACCUGCUAUGAUGGAUUCCACCUGGCACACGAUGGACACAACUGUCUGGAUGUGGACGAGUGUGCCGAGGGCAACGGUGGCUGUCAGCAGAGCUGUGUCAACAUGAUGGGCAGUUAUGAGUGCCACUGCCGGGAGGGCUUCUUCCUCAGCGACAACCAGCACACCUGCAUCCAGCGGCCGGAAGAAGGAAUGAAUUGCAUGAACAAGAACCAUGGCUGUGCCCACAUUUGCCGGGAGACACCCAAAGGGGGUAUUGCCUGCGAAUGCCGCCCUGGCUUCGAGCUCACCAAGAACCAACGGGACUGUAAAUUGACGUGCAACUAUGGUAAUGGUGGCUGCCAGCACACGUGCGAUGACACAGAGCAGGGUCCCCGGUGCGGCUGCCACGUCAAGUUUGUGCUCCAUACCGACGGGAAGACGUGCAUCGAGACCUGUGCUGUUAACAACGGGGGCUGCGACAGUAAGUGCCACGAUGCAGCGACGGGCGUCCACUGCAGCUGCCCUGUGGGCUUCAUGCUGCAGCCGGACAGGAAGACCUGCAAAGACAUAGAUGAGUGCCGCUUGAACAAUGGGGGCUGUGACCACAUUUGCCGCAACACAGUGGGCAGCUUCGAAUGCAGCUGCAAGAAGGGCUAUAAGCUUCUCAUCAAUGAGAGGAACUGCCAGGAUAUAGACGAGUGUUCCUUUGAUCGAACCUGUGACCACAUAUGUGUCAACACGCCAGGGAGCUUCCAGUGCCUCUGCCAUCACGGCUACCUACUGUAUGGUGUCACCCACUGUGGGGAUGUGGAUGAGUGCAGUAUCAACCGGGGAGGUUGCCGCUUUGGCUGCAUCAACACUCCUGGCAGCUACCAGUGUACCUGCCCAGCAGGCCAGGGCCGGCUGCACUGGAACGGGAAGGAUUGCACAGAGCCAGUAAAGUGUCACAGUAGUCCUGGUGCCUCGAAAGCCAUGAUCAGCUGCAGUCGGUCUGGGAAGAAGGACACCUGUGCCCUGAGCUGCCCCUCCCGGGCCCGGUUUUUGCCAGAGUCUGAGAAUGGCUUCACCGUGAGCUGUGGCAUCCCCAGCCCCAGGGCUGCUCCAGGCCGAGCUGGCCACACUGGGAACAGCACAAACUCCAACCACUGCCAUGAGGCUGCAGUGCUGACGGUUAAACAGCGGGCUUCCUUCAAGAUCAAAGAUGCCAAAUGCCGUUUGCACCUGAGAAACAAAGGCAAAACGGAGGAGGCCAGCAGAAUCCUGGGGCCAGGUGGUGCCCCCUGCUCUGACUGCCAGGUCACCUUCAUCCACCUCAAGUGUGACUCCUCUCGGAAGGGCAAGGGCCGGCGGGCCCGGACCCCUCCAGGCAAGGAAGUCACUCGGCUCACCCUGGAACUGGAGGCAGAAGUCAGAGCUGAAGAAACCACAGCUGGCUGUGGGCUGCCCUGCCUGCGACAGCGGAUGGAACGGCGGCUGAAAGGGUCUCUGAAGAUGCUUAGAAAGUCCAUCAACCAGGACCGCUUCCUACUGCGCCUGGCAGGCCUUGAUUAUGAGCUGGCCCACAAACCAGGCCCAGUAGCUGGGGAGCGAGCGGAACCAGUGGAGGCCUGUAGGCCCGGGCAGCACCGCUCUGGGGCCAAGUGUGUCAGCUGCCCGCAGGGAACGUAUCACCACGGCCAGACGGAGCAGUGUGUACCAUGCCCGGCGGGCACCUUCCAGGAGAGAGAAGGGCAGCUCUCCUGCGACCUUUGCCCUGGGAGUGAUGCCCACGGGCCUCUCGGAGCCACCAACGUCACCACAUGUGCAGGUCAGUGCUCACCUGGCCAACACUCUGUAGAUGGCUUCAAGCCCUGCCAGCCAUGUCCACGUGGCACCUACCAACCUGAAGCGGGACGGACUCUGUGCUUCCCGUGCGGUGGGAGCCUCACCACCAAGCACGAGGGAGCCGCCUCCUUCCAAGACUGUGACACUAAAGUCCAGUGCUCCCCUGGGCACUACUACAACACCAGCAUCCAUCGCUGUAUCCGCUGUGCCAUGGGCUCCUAUCAGCCCGACUUCCGUCAGAACUUCUGCACCCGCUGUCCAGGAAACACAAGCACUGACUUUGAUGGCUCCACCAGUGUGGCCCAGUGCAAGAAUCGCCAGUGUGGUGGGGAGCUGGGUGAGUUCACUGGCUAUAUCGAGUCUCCCAACUACCCAGGCAACUACCCAGCCGGCGUGGAGUGCAUCUGGAACAUCAACCCCCCACCCAAGCGCAAGAUUCUUAUCGUGGUACCCGAGAUCUUCCUGCCAUCUGAGGACGAGUGUGGGGACGUCCUCGUCAUGAGAAAGAACUCCUCCCCAUCCUCCAUUACCACCUAUGAGACCUGCCAGACGUACGAGCGCCCCAUCGCCUUCACAGCCCGCUCCAGGAAGCUCUGGAUCAACUUCAAGACAAGUGAGGCCAACAGCGCCCGUGGCUUCCAGAUUCCCUAUGUUACCUAUGAUGAGGACUAUGAACAGCUGGUAGAAGACAUUGUGCGAGACGGCCGGCUCUAUGCAUCUGAAAACCACCAGGAGAUUUUAAAGGACAAGAAGCUCAUUAAGGCCUUCUUCGAGGUGCUGGCCCACCCCCAGAACUACUUCAAGUACACAGAGAAGCACAAGGAGAUGCUGCCCAAAUCCUUCAUCAAGCUGCUCCGCUCCAAAGUUUCCAGCUUCCUGAGGCCCUAUAAAUAGUGCCGCUAGGCCCGAGACCCAGGUUUUGAAGCCCCCAGACUCUUUAGCCCUCAGAGCCGGCAGCCCCCACCCUCAGAUGAGGGACUCUCUCCGAUCUCUCUUUUUGGAGAAAAAAAAACCUCCAUAUAGACCAAGCACUCUCCCUUUCCAUUCCUCUAGCUUCCUUUCCUUGUCUCUUUCUGCCUCGCUCUUUCUCUUUACUCAUUUCCUAUAUGCUCCCUGGAAAAGCCAUUCAGUGCUGGCUCUGUUCUCCCGAGGGGUGAAGGAACAGUAAGUACCCUGCUCCCCUCCCCAGCCACACUGCCCAUUUUACCAGCUCACGUCCCUGACCCUGUCAGCUUGGAAGGGUGCUAGAGGCCCACGAAGGAAGUGGGUCUAGUGGGGAAUGGGGAGGGGGAAGAGGGGCUUCUGCCAUUAUAGGUUGUGCCUUGCUAGACAGGAGCCAAAAUGUCCCCUGGCUGUGCCCCCCAGGAAUAUUCUAACAGCCCAGGGUUCUGCCAAAGAAGCCUUUGACUUACAGGCUUAAUGCCAGCACUCGUCCUCUGGGACACGUGGUUUGAGCCCUGGACUGCCCACACAGCCAGCUUUCCUGUCUACACAGCUCCUCUCCUUCUUCGCUCACAACUGCCUGGGGUCCGAUUCAUGAGGGCUUACAAAAGGCCCACACCACUGGCUAGUGGACACCAGCUGAAUGAGGAAGAGCAGCAGGAAUUACCAUGUUGAAUAGGCAGGUGGCUGCUGCUCCCCAAGAGAGACUUUAUCUCUGCAGGACAGAAACCAGGUUUUAAAGCAUC
Messenger RNA from Orcinus orca (killer whale), 3568 nucleotides. It is a transcript of the gene SCUBE3, whose product is annotated as signal peptide, CUB domain and EGF like domain containing 3. The record is from RefSeq and is a predicted model, not a curated record. Gene Ontology annotation, biological process: signal transduction. Lineage: Eukaryota; Metazoa; Chordata; Mammalia; Artiodactyla; Delphinidae. Gene Ontology annotation, molecular function: calcium ion binding. The transcript has 20 exons. Bases 180 to 2774 code for a protein of 864 amino acids. Gene Ontology annotation, cellular component: cell surface.